AUGCCUCAAGUUUUCCUUAAUGAUAAGGAGUUGCGAUGGUGUCAACACUCUAUUCCUACCUUGAAGAAGAAGCACAAGCCGAAGGCUCAAAAUACUCCGAACAAGAAGUCUGAAAAUCCUGGACAAAGUUCGAAUAGUAAUCAGCCUAAGAAGAAGGAUAAGAAGUUCUCAACCAAGACUGCUAAAGAUGAUAACCAGUUGAAGAACCUGAAUUCUCAGAAGAAGGCAAAGAAAUCCUCAAAGAGUAAGAGACGUAAUAGUGUUAACACAGAGAUUUUAGCAGAAGUUUUGGACCUAUUACAUAAAUUAAAUUAG
This is a messenger RNA of Rhizophagus irregularis DAOM 181602=DAOM 197198, 315 nucleotides long. Lineage: Eukaryota; Fungi; Glomeromycota; Glomeromycetes; Glomerales; Glomeraceae. The record is from RefSeq and is a predicted model, not a curated record.